AUGUCUCAGGAUUAUCUUACUCCGUCAACUUUACCACAUCCUCCCUUGAAGAGAACCAACACUGGGUUCACACCCAACCAGAUUAUUGCCUUGGAUGCCGAAAUUCCUGCUUCGGCAAAGGAAACUUGGUUCAAGUACUCCCAAUUGGAUAUCUUGGAUUCAAAUUAUAGAGGACCACGUCACAAGAGCGAUAGUGUGCACACAAUUGUUGACGAUGCAGAUAAGUUUGAAAAGGAAUUUGUUAACCAUGUUGAAACUUCAUUGGGAAGAUCCAUGUACAAUUGUGACGACUUGGCUGCUUAUCAAGCUGCUGCAAAUACUGUUAGAGAUGCAUUGGUUAUUGAUUGGUCCAACACUCAACAAAGGCAAACUAUUCAAGAUGGGAAAAGAGUAUAUUACUUGUCAUUGGAGUUUUUGAUGGGAAGGGCUAUGGACAAUGCAUUGAUCAACUUGAAGUGUGAGAAAAAUACUCGGAGCUCAUUGAAUGAAUUGGGAUUCAGCUUGGAAGACGUUUUGGAACAGGAGCCAGAUGCCGGUUUAGGUAAUGGUGGUUUAGGUAGAUUGGCUGCUUGCUUUGUCGAUUCAUUGUCUUCGAAAAACUAUUCAGGUUGGGGUUAUGGUCUCAACUACCAAUAUGGUAUUUUCAAACAAAAGAUUAUCGAUAGUUAUCAAGUUGAAACUCCUGAUUAUUGGUUGAGAUACACUAAUCCAUGGGUUUUGGACAGACAUGAAAUUCGUAUUCCUGUUGACUUUUAUGGCUAUGUUUAUCAAGAACAAGACCCCAAUACUGGUAAAGUGAAAAAAAGUUGGAGUGGUGGUGAAAGAAUUUUGGCAGUUGCUGCUGAUUUCCCCAUCCCUGGUUACAAUACUGAUAAUACCAACAACUUGAGAUUGUGGAAUGCCAAACCAACUCACGAAUUCGACUUCACUAAGUUCAAUGCUGGUGACUAUCAACAAUCUGUAGCAGCUCAACAAAGAGCAGAGGCAAUCACUGCCGUUCUUUAUCCUAACGAUAACUUCGAACAAGGUAAAGAGUUGAGGUUGAAACAACAAUACUUUUGGGUUGCAGCUUCAUUACAUGAUAUUGUUCGGAGAUUUAAAAAGAACCACAAGACCAACUGGAAAAAGUUUCCUGAUCAAGUUGCUAUUCAAUUGAAUGAUACCCACCCAACAUUGGCAAUUGUUGAAUUGCAAAGAAUCUUGGUUGAUUUGGAAGGCUUGGAAUGGGACUAUGCAUGGUCGAUUGUCACUCAAGUGUUUGCCUACACCAACCACACGGUGUUGGCUGAAGCUUUAGAGAAAUGGCCAGUUGAUGUAAUUGGUCAUUUACUUCCAAGACAUUUGGAAAUCAUUUAUGACAUUAAUUACUUCUUUUUAAAGUUUGUCGAGCAUAAAUUCCCUAAUGAUCGUGACUUAUUGAGAAGAGUAUCCAUCAUUGAAGAAGGAUACCCUAAAUCAGCAAGAAUGGCUUAUUUAGCAAUUAUUGGAUCUCACAAAGUCAAUGGGGUUGCUGAGUUGCACUCUGAAUUGAUCAAAACCACUAUUUUUAAAGAUUUUGUCAAGGUGUUUGGACCCGACAAGUUUACCAAUGUUACCAAUGGUAUUACUCCAAGACGUUGGUUGAGACAAGCAAACCCUGAAUUGGCUGCUUUGAUUGCCAAGAAGUUGGAUGAUCCUAACUACGAAUACUUAACAAACUUGGGAAGAUUGAAAAAAUUAGAACAAUUUAUUGAUGAUGAAAAGUUUUUAAGAGAAUGGGAUGCCAUCAAGUUUAACAACAAACGCAGAUUGGCGGCUUUGAUUAAACAAGAAACAAAUGUCGAUGUUGAUCCUACUUUACUUUUUGAUGUUCAGGUUAAGAGAAUUCAUGAAUACAAGAGACAGCAAAUGAAUAUCUUUUCCGUCAUUUAUAGAUACUUGCACAUCAAGGAAUUGCUUGCCCAAGGUGUGUCAAUCGACGAAAUUAAGGAGAAAUACUACAUUUCUAAAGCAUCAAUCUUUGGUGGUAAAGCAGCACCCGGUUACUACAUGGCCAAAACCAUUAUUCAUUUGAUUUGCAAAGUGGGUGAAGUUGUCAACAACGAUACUGAAAUCGACAAUCUUUUGAAAGUGGUGUUUAUUCCCGAUUACAAUGUUUCUAAAGCAGAAAUUAUCUGUCCUGGUUCCGACUUGUCGAACCACAUCUCAACUGCUGGAACUGAAGCUUCAGGAACAUCCAAUAUGAAGUUUGCUUUGAAUGGUGGAUUAAUCAUUGGUACCGUUGAUGGAGCCAAUGUUGAAAUCACACGUGAAAUUGGUGAAGAAAACAUUUUCCUUUUUGGAAACUUGGCUGAAUCAGUUGAUGAAAUCAGACACAAACAUUUUGUUGAAGGAGUACACAUUCCAAAGACUUUGCAAAAAGUGUUUGAUGCUAUUCAACAAGGUCAAUUUGGAAACGCUGAUGAUUUCAAGCCUUUGAUUGAAAGUAUUAGAGAUCAUGGUGAUAAUUAUCUUGUUUCUGAUGAUUUUGAUUUGUAUUUGGAUGCUCAAAGAAAAGUUGAAAAUGUAUUUGGCCAUCAUGGUGCUGAUGCUGAAGAUGAAGAUCAUUUAAAGAGAUGGGUUAGAAAAUCGGUUUGGAGUGUUGCCAACAUGGGCUUCUUUUCUAGUGAUAGAUGUAUUGAUGAGUAUGCUGAAAAUAUCUGGAAUAUCGAACCAUCUAAUAUUUAG
Lodderomyces parapsilosis is the source of this 2706-nucleotide messenger RNA. RefSeq names its product glycogen phosphorylase (gene GPH1). NCBI's taxonomy places the organism in Eukaryota, Fungi, Ascomycota, Pichiomycetes, Serinales, Debaryomycetaceae. The transcript has a single exon. Gene Ontology annotation, biological process: glycogen catabolic process. Bases 1 to 2706 code for a protein of 901 amino acids. The record is from RefSeq and is a predicted model, not a curated record. Gene Ontology annotation, molecular function: glycogen phosphorylase activity; pyridoxal phosphate binding. Gene Ontology annotation, cellular component: cytoplasm.